AUGGCAAGUGAGAAGAAGAAGAAGAAGCCAUUCUUCACUUGGAUGCUCAUUCUAGGAGCAUUUGCUGCAAGGGAGACCCAGGAAGCCUACCACAGCCAUGACUUCUAUUUCACUGCAACUGGCAGCUCAGGGUCAUUCUUGGACUUCAUUGUGAUCACUGUUGUGGAUGAUGUUCAGCUCUGCUCCUACCAUAAAGAGAAGCAUCAAGUUGUGAUGAAGGAAGCCUGGAUGUACCAGGCCCUGGGAGCCAGUGAGAUUGCCCAGAAACAGCAGAAAUUGCUGGACCUUGAAAAAAAUUUCCAAUGGGCUUUCAAGAACUUGAUAAAGAAUCAGACCAAGAGUGAAAAGAACCACACACUACAGGUAUUUGUAAAUUGUGAAGUGGACAAGGAUAUCCAGGUGAGCAGCCACUUUCAGUUUGCUUUGGAUGGUGAGGAUUUCUGCCAGAUGGUUGAAGAACCGGGGCAUUGGGUGGCCACGAAGCCUGAAGCCCAGCACUUCAAGUUCCUCUGGGACAGCCCCUUCUGGAAAAGGCGGGUGAAACACUAUAUCCAGGAAGAUUGUAUUGACAGCAUGAAUAAAGUUCUACAGUAUUCAAGCAUGAGGGAAAAUGUUCCCCCUGAGGUGACAGUAUCCCGACAUGAUGCUCCUGAUGGCAGAGUCACCCUCUCCUGCAGAGCCACUGGCUUCUAUCCCCGCUCCAUUUUGCUUUACUGGGAAAAGGAUGGAGAACUGGGUGUGUGGGGACAGGAGAGCUCCAGUGGCACCCUUCCCAAUGCUGAUGCCACCUUCUAUCUCCAAGUCACACUAGAGCUCCCAUCUGGUGUCCCUGGGACAGGUUACACCUGUGUGGUAGAGCACAGUGAGCUAGAGACUCCAGCCACAUUCCCAGUCCCUGGGAAGCCAUAUAUGGAGCGGACUUUGGUCAUGGCCCUGAGCAUCCUGGCAGUCAUCAUCUUGGUGCUGAGCUGUGCUGGGGCUUUCAUCAGGUGGAAGAAAAGGAAGACAGGAAUAACCAAUCAGCUGGAAGGACCUUUUCCUUCACCUCCUGCAAUUCCUCUUCAGUAG
This is a messenger RNA of Gracilinanus agilis (Agile Gracile Mouse Opossum), 1068 nucleotides long. Its product is annotated as zinc-alpha-2-glycoprotein-like. Gene Ontology annotation, cellular component: external side of plasma membrane. Gene Ontology annotation, biological process: immune response. The record is from RefSeq and is a predicted model, not a curated record. NCBI's taxonomy places the organism in Eukaryota, Metazoa, Chordata, Mammalia, Didelphimorphia, Didelphidae. Bases 1 to 1068 code for a protein of 355 amino acids. The transcript has 6 exons.